GGAAGAAGAGAAGUCCUAAUCCAGUCCAUUGUCCCUCAAAGACACACAUACAAGGAUACACAAAUACACACAAAAAAUAAAAAUAAAAAUAAAAUAAAAUAAAAACCUAGAGCCAUGGCUGCCAACACCAUUGUGGCCGAUUUUGAAACAUGGCAGACAUCUCUCUUUGCGGCUCUUGUCAAGGCUACAAAAGCAUCUAAAGCCAUGUCUCCGGACGACGUUGCCUUCUACCGAACACUUAAUCCUUCAUUUGCUACCAAUAUGGAGGAUGUCUCCUCUGCCACUCUUGACCUCUGUAACGGGUUACUGAUACAGGCAGGUGGCCAGUCCGCAGAGGUGCUUAAUGACGCAGACGAUUUCACAGACCGGUUUAAUAUUAUUACCGACGUUGUCGAUAAUAUGCUUGAGAAAGUGGAUGUAACAAUUGACGAAAUGAAAGAUCCUCGAAAGAAAAGUGGUCCAGUUAUCCCACAAAGCGCUCCUGUUGUGGCCCUAGCUAAGAGCGACAAGUUGCAAUACAAGUUGAUCCAUGCUCAAAACAUUGCUAGACCUCAGUUGAGAUUCCCUGAUCCAGUUGACAACUCAAAUGCACCAUUCAUCCGCAAGAUCACUUAUAAGCCAAAUGCCAAGGUUGAUCUUAAUUAUGGCAUGGAUCGUCUCUUGACAUCAUCAUCGUCUACGCCAUCAGAACUUAUUCAGCAGCCACAUCCGUACGAAUACGAGAUUAAGCAUCUAGAAUAUCCACAACAUAUGUUUGAACAACGACCGGAACAGCUCUAUUUACCAUUUGAUACUACUACAGCCAUUUGGAUCGAUACAGAGGAAGCGUUGAAGGACAUGUGCAAAGAUCUGGAAAUGCAGCGAGAGAUUGCAGUAGAUUUAGAACAUCACAACUAUCGCUCCUUUCAAGGCUUUGUUUGUUUAAUGCAAAUUUCAACUCGUGAUCAGGAUUAUAUCAUUGAUACACUCGAGCUCCGGGGUUCGUUACAUCUCUUGAAUCAAUCAUUUACAGAUCCCAACAUUGUCAAAGUGUUACAUGGUGCAGAGAGUGAUAUCAUCUGGCUUCAACGGGAUUUCGGUGUCUAUAUCGUCAACCUUUUUGAUACAUACCAUGCCACCAAGCUGCUUGAAUUUGAGAGCCAUUCAUUAGCUCACCUUCUGAAGUUGUAUGCCAAUUUCGAUGCCGACAAACGAUAUCAGUUAGCGGAUUGGCGUAUCCGUCCAUUGCCCAAAGAGAUGUUCAACUAUGCUCGCUCUGACACCCAUUUCUUGCUUUAUAUUUACGAUCGCAUGCGUAACGCUCUCUUGGACAAAUCCAACCCUACAACACAUAAUCUGUUACAUGCUACUCUUCAGCGCUCUGCAGAGACAGCACUUCGAGUGCAUGAGAAGGAGGUUUAUGACGCUGAGGGUGGAGAUGGCCCCAAUGGAUGGAGGAAUAUGUACUCUAAAUGGAACCGGGCCCUCAACACAAUGCAAUUUGCAGUAUUUAAGGCCCUUCAUGCCUGGCGUGACCAAACAGCUCGGGAUGAAGACGAGAGUAUCCGAUAUGUGUUACCCAACCACAUGUUAUUUACAUUGGCAGAACAGAUGCCUGAGGAUGCAGCGGGUGUACUCGGGUGCUGUAACCCUGUUCCACCUCCUGUCAAGAUGAAUGCAUCCGAUAUUGCUCUUCUGAUCAAUCGUACAAAAGCAAGUGUACAGCCUGUUUUAGGAACAUUCAAGAAAGUAGAAAUUGAAGUUCCUACACACAUACGUUUCGACCCAAAGACAGGAUUGCAGGGGGUACAAGAACAUAUUGACAACCCAUCUGAAAAAGAUGCUGUUAAAUCAACAUUAACACCUUUGGAGAAGGCAGCACAACAGAAUCAGUCCGGCAGUGUCAUUGCAGCAACUUCUUCUAGCAUGUUUGGAAAUGGUUCUAUCCAUGCAUCAUCAUCAUCACCAUCAUUAGCGUCCACCAUGGUCAGCAAACCUUUAAUUCAUCCCACCUCCUUCAUGGCAUCGCGAUCUAACUUGUUUGGUCAAGUCAGCACUCUGUCAAAUAGUUCUCGGAUGGAAGAGGAAGGAAAGGAACUUGCUAAACGGAUCAUGCUCGAAUUUUCAAACAGGCCUGCAGGGACGGCUCCUAUGUUCAAGGAGCUUACUAUAGGCGUAGUACAGCAUGCCGAUAACGUGCCUAUAGAGGCAAACGAAGAGAAGACUAAGGACGAGGCCAAGGAUGAGAUGCAGAACAAGGAAACAAAUGAAAUCCUAUUCACACCAAAGGAAGAACGUGAAACAAAACAGAAGAGGACUGAUGUUCUAGUGCUCUCAUCUAUGUCCAAGAAGCGAGCACGAGCUAUUGAUGAAGAGCGUGCAGAGCUCGUGAAAGAGCAGUCAGAAUCUGCUGCAAUAUCUAGUAAUGGGGCUGCAGACAACGCAGAGAAGGAAGAGGUGGUGGUGUCAGUUAAGAAGAAGAAGGCAAGGAAGGAAAAGAAAUCGUCGUCUACUUCCGCCACCCCUUCAUCCUCAGCACCAGCCUCGGGUGAUGAGUUGCCAGAGUCCUUUAAACCCUUUGACUACAACAGUGUACGCUCUGUUGUUGAUGAGAAUAUUGAGAGCAUGACUACGGGCAAACGAAAAAAGAACAAGAAGAAGGCGACACAAGACUCUAGCAAUUCCGAACCUGCUACGCCAUUCGAUCCUUAUGCUAAGCUGAUCGAAAGUGCAGAUCUCAAGAAGAAGGAUGCUUCAUUCUCUCGUAACCCCAAAUCAGGAGCACGCAGUAUGACCUUUAGUAAAAAUUAAACUAAAAGAAUGUGAAAUAAUUUAAUUUUUAUUUUUGUCAAAGAGAUGUCUAUAGCACAGAGUAAAAAUACAAGAAAAAGCAAUGCUUUUAAAAUUAACUUAACAAAUAUAAAUCAAAUAAAGAGAAUU
Lobosporangium transversale is the source of this 2919-nucleotide messenger RNA. RefSeq names its product ribonuclease H-like domain-containing protein. The coding region runs from base 115 to 2790 and encodes 891 amino acids. Lineage: Eukaryota; Fungi; Mortierellomycota; Mortierellomycetes; Mortierellales; Mortierellaceae. Gene Ontology annotation, molecular function: 3'-5'-RNA exonuclease activity; nucleotide binding; nucleic acid binding. The record is from RefSeq and is a predicted model, not a curated record. The transcript is spliced from 4 exons. Gene Ontology annotation, biological process: exonucleolytic trimming to generate mature 3'-end of 5.8S rRNA from tricistronic rRNA transcript (SSU-rRNA, 5.8S rRNA, LSU-rRNA); nuclear polyadenylation-dependent snoRNA catabolic process; nuclear polyadenylation-dependent CUT catabolic process. Gene Ontology annotation, cellular component: nuclear exosome (RNase complex); nucleolus.